Molecule: messenger RNA, 403 nt
Organism: Cavia porcellus (domestic guinea pig)
Lineage: Eukaryota; Metazoa; Chordata; Mammalia; Rodentia; Caviidae
Gene: Rps28
Product: ribosomal protein S28
Exons: 4
Coding region: 103-312 (69 amino acids)
Biological process (GO): ribosomal small subunit assembly; maturation of SSU-rRNA; translation
Cellular component (GO): cytosolic small ribosomal subunit; ribosome
Molecular function (GO): structural constituent of ribosome
Source: RefSeq, a predicted model, not a curated record
AGCGAUCUCGCGAGAAUUUUAGUGGGCGGGACAGAGGCGCUCUAUAAGAGCUUCCCCCGACCCACGUGACUCCUCUCCGUCCGACCGUUUUCGGUCGCCAUCAUGGACACGAGUCGCGUGCAGCCCAUCAAGCUGGCCAGGGUCACCAAAGUGCUGGGCAGGACCGGCUCACAGGGACAGUGCACGCAGGUGCGCGUGGAGUUCAUGGACGACACGAGCCGCUCCAUCAUCCGCAACGUGAAGGGGCCGGUGCGCGAGGGCGACGUGCUGACCCUGUUGGAAUCGGAGCGGGAAGCCCGGAGGUUGCGCUGAUGUCAGCUGCUGGUGGGGUCCUGGAUAUCGACCACCUGGGCCACGGGGUGAAUUGCGACUCCUAAAAUAAAAUGUUUGUAUUGUGUGUAAA